Messenger RNA from Tremella mesenterica DSM 1558, 4623 nucleotides. RefSeq lists its product as uncharacterized. The transcript has 4 exons. Lineage: Eukaryota; Fungi; Basidiomycota; Tremellomycetes; Tremellales; Tremellaceae. Gene Ontology annotation, biological process: transmembrane transport. The record is from RefSeq and is a predicted model, not a curated record. Gene Ontology annotation, molecular function: ATP binding; ABC-type transporter activity; ATP hydrolysis activity. The coding region runs from base 1 to 4623 and encodes 1540 amino acids. Gene Ontology annotation, cellular component: membrane.
AUGUCUCUCCUCCCGGUACAUCGCACGUCCUCUCAAUCCUCCACGCUUCGACCCGACGCUCCGGGAAGAACGGAUCGUCUCCACCCUUCGUCCACCCAGAGCACUACCACCGAUGUAGCUGGUGAUGGAACCGAGCUCGGGGAUGAGAAAUCCAAGUGGAGCCGAGAGAACGAUGAAGAACAAGUAGAACCCUCUGGGAGCAAACGAGACGAAUACCAAGAAAAGGGUGUGAUCGAAGUUGAACACGAAGGUCAGACACGUAAACUCAAAGUGGUCGUUGAGCAAAAGACUGGUAAAGAGUUGUACACUCCGGCCAGUGGUGGACCUUAUACUCAGCCAAGAUGGCGACAUUCUUUACCCUUCGUCAAACGAAAAUAUCCCCCGCCACCCGCUCCACUUUCCCUCGACGAUGCUAAAAUCACUCCACAAGUCACCGCUGGCAUAUUUAGUCAACUUUUCUUCAAUUGGGUCACUCCGAUAAUGGCCUUAGGUGCUGCUCGUCCACUUGAACCUACAGAUUUGUGGAAGAUGGACGACGCCCGAUCGGCCAAACCUUUGGCGGCAAAGCUAGCGGCGGCAUAUGAGAGACGUACAAAAUUGGCUGAAGAUUACAAUGCGCAUCUUGCGGAUACGACUACUUCCCUCCCAUGGCCUCAGAAUUGGAUGUACCCAUUACUUCCCCAUCGACAGAAGCGCGAACAUGACUAUCGAACUAAACACGGCAAGAAACAUGCGUCGCUGGCAAUGUCGCUCAGCGAUACGUUCGGUUGGUAUUUUUGGAUUGGGGGUCUGAUCAAGGUAUUCGGUGAUGUUUCCACAGCCACCACGCCACUAGUCAUGCGCGCCCUUAUCUCUUGGUCUACAAAAUACCAACUCGCCCGACAGAGUCAUGGUACAAUGCCUUUCCCAGCUGUCGGCCACGGUGUUGGCCUAGCUUUUGCCUUGUUGAUCAUGUUAGUCGUCGGGUCAAUGACGGUACAUCACUUUUUCGUUCGAAGUAUGAGUGUGGGAGUGCUAGGAAGAGGGGCUAUCAUCUCGUCAGUCUACUCACGAGCCCUGCGAUUGACUCAGAAAUCCAGAGGAGAACUACCUAAUGGGAAGUUGGUCAAUCACAUUUCUACCGAUACCAGUCGAAUUGAUUUCGCUGCUGGUUUCUUCCACCUCAUCUGGACAUCUCCCAUCCAGUUCGUCGUCAUCAUGAUCAUUCUCCUCGUUGAGAUCGGAUACUCCGCCCUGCCGGGUAUCGCAUUUCUGGCUUUGGCGACCCCGCUACAGUUCAAUUUCAUGAAAACCCUAUUCUCAAUUCGAAAGAAGAGUAUGGUGUGGACGGACAAACGUGCUAAACUGCUACAAGAGAUUCUCGGCGGUAUGCGUAUCGUCAAACUCAUGGCUUGGGAAAUCCCCUUUUUGAAUCGACUAAAAGCCAUUCGCGGAAUGGAACUGAAAUACGUUCGAAAGCUCAUGAUCAUGCGAUCUGGUAUGAUGGCUUUUGCCAUGUCUCUCCCCCUCCUCGCUGCCAUUCUCUCCUUUAUCACCUACUCCCUCACUGCACACGAAUUGCAAGCAGCAACUAUCUUCUCCGUCAUCACUCUGUUUCAACUCAUGCGACUUCCGUUGAUGCUAUGGCCCAUGUCGCUUUCCGCUACUGCCGACGCGCUAAACGCUCUCGGAAGAUUGGAGAAAGUGUUCGACGCGGAGAUUAUCACCGAGACGCGGCGAAUUGAUCCGAGUAUGGAAGAUGCAGUCCGAGUGGAACAUGCUUCCUUCACGUGGGAUGCUGCUCCUGUUGUCGAGGAUGGCUCGUUGAAGAAGCUGAAAGGUAGAACGGCGGCGGCUAUUACGGGUGAAGCUCAGGGACCUAAAACAAGUAAGAAGGAGAAGAAGUCUAAGCAUCUGAAGCGUAUGUUAUGGCACAAGAAGAAAGGCAAAGUUGAUUUGGCCCAGCAGGCACAAGCUGAGGUGGCUGCAGGAAGACCUGGAAUAGGAGAGGCGAGUAGUUUUACAGGUGGGCCAUUGGGAAGUGAGCCGGGGCUUAAGGAGAAAGAUGAGCAAGAAUCUGUGGACCGAAUAUUCAAUUUGAAAGAUAUCGACCUGGCUAUACCUCGAGGUUCUCUCACCGCCAUCGUAGGCGCAAUCGGAUCGGGCAAGUCGUCAUUGCUUCAAGGACUAAUGGGCGAGAUGCGUAGGACAGACGGGAAAGUGACAUUCAGCGGAUCGACUGCACUAUGUGCUCAGACUCCAUGGAUUCAAAACGCCACCGUUAGGGAGAAUAUCGUAUUUGGUCAACAAUGGGAUGAAGAGAGGUAUUGGGCGGCUGUCAGAGAUGCUUCUCUUGAAGCAGAUUUGGAACUUUUGGAAGAUGGGGAUGGUACGGAAAUUGGAGAAAAGGGAAUUAAUCUUUCCGGUGGACAGAAACAACGUGUCAACAUCGCUCGGGCGAUAUAUUUCAACGCCGAUAUCAUCGCUUUAGAUGAUCCUCUUUCAGCUCUUGAUGCCGGUGUGGGUAAAGCCGUCUUUUUCAACGCCAUCGUUGGUGCUCUUUCUGGCAAAACCAGAAUCUUGGUCACUCACGCUCUACACUUCCUCCCUUACGUCGAUCAUAUCAUUCUCAUGGACGAAGGUCGUGUAGCCGAACAAGGGACCUAUAGAGAAUUGAAAGCAUCCGGUAAGGCGUUUGCUCGUCUCAUCAGCGAAUUCGGUGCAGAAGACGAAGCCAACGCAGCUGAAGCCAAUGAACAAGAAGCCAUCACAGCUGCUACAGCUGCCAAGAAGUAUGAUCGAGCGGACCUUGUCUCGAAAGGUGUUGGAAGGGCGUUGAUGCAAGCUGAAGAACGUAAUUCCGGUGCUAUGAGAAAUGGGACUUAUUGGAAUUAUCUAAAAGCUGGAAAAGGUCAAUACGUCUUUCCCGCUCUUAUCCUAGCUGUCUCUGUCGCUCAAGCGUUCACCGUCAUGACAUCUUUCUGGUUGGUUUAUUGGGAAGAACGUCGUUGGCCAAAACCGAACGGAUGGUAUAUGGGUAUUUAUGCUGCUCUCGGUGUCGGUUCUGCCAUUUCGCUAUUCCUCCAAGGAUUCUCGAAUGCACUUCUCACAUACUUUGCUUCUGUCGAAUUACAUCGUUCGGCCAUAACUAGGGUCAUGUUUGCUCCUCAAAGUUUCUUCGACACAACUCCCUUGGGUAGAAUCAUGAAUCGUUUUUCCAAAGAUAUCGAUACCUUGGACAAUACUCUAGGAGAUGCUAUGAGAAUGGCAGUAUCGACAUUAGGUAACAUCAUCGGUGCUACUGUUUUAUUGGCGAUUAUCGAACCUUACUUCCUCAUCGCCAUGGCAAUAGUAAUGGUACUUUACGCACACAGUGCUGGGUUCUAUCGACGAUCUUCUAGAGAAUUCAAACGUAUAGAUGCGGUCUUACGUUCUUCUUUAUAUUCACAUUUCUCCGAAUCACUUUCCGGUAUAGCUACCAUUCGUUCAUAUGGUGAAUCCGAACGUUUCUUCGAAGAUAACGUCAAACGAAUGGAUGUUGAAAAUCGAGCUUAUUACUUGACCAUUAUCAAUCAAAGAUGGUUAGGAAUGCGACUCGAUUUCUUUGGUGCUCUUUUAACAUUUUCAGUCGCUCUCAUCGUCGUUUUAGCUCAUACUAUAUCAGCCGCAAAUGGUGGUUUAGGAUUAUCAGUUAUGGUAACUGUUCAACAAAGUUUUUCUUGGUUAGUUCGACAACUCGCAGAAGUCGAAAAUGAUAUGGUCGGAGCUGAACGUGUGAUUUAUUAUAGUAAAGAUUUAGAACAAGAAUCACCUCAUGAGAUAAAAGAAAAUAAACCAUUUUCAGAUUGGCCAAAAGAAGGAAAGAUAAAAAUGGAAAAUGUUCGAUUGAAAUAUCGACCUGAAUUACCAGAUGUUUUAAAAGGAUUAUCAUUAUCAGUUGGAGCAUCUGAAAAAAUAGGUAUAGUAGGUAGAACCGGAGCUGGAAAAUCUUCAAUCAUGGUAGCUUUAUUUCGUCUUGCGGAAUUAUCAAGUGGAAGUAUAUCUAUAGAUGAUUUAGAUAUAUCUAAAAUUGGUUUAAACGAUUUACGUUCAACUGUUUCUAUAAUACCACAAGAUCCAUUACUUUUUUCAGGAACUUUAAGAUCGAAUAUAGAUCCUUUUCAUACACGUACAGAUUUAGAAUUAUAUGAUACUUUAAAAAGAGCUCAUCUCGUUUCUUCCGAUUCCAGUCUCGAUGGUCAAAGUCAAGGGAAUAGAUUUACUUUGGAUACUGUUAUAGAAGAAGAAGGUGGGAAUUUAAGUGUAGGAGAAAGAAGUUUAGUUUCUUUAGCAAGAGCUUUAGUCAGAGGUACCAAGAUUUUGGUUUUAGAUGAAGCUACAGCAAGUGUGGAUGUUGAUACAGAUUCGAAAAUACAAGAAACCAUAAGAACGGAAUUUAAAGAUAAAACUUUAUUAUGUAUAGCUCAUAGGUUAAGGACUAUAUUGAGUUAUGAUAGGAUUUUAGUAAUGAGUGAUGGUCAAGUUGCUGAAUUCGACACUCCUAUGAACCUUUAUCGAUUAGGUGGAAUCUUCCAUGAAAUGUGUAUAAAGAGUAGUUUGACGGAAGAUGAUAUCAGGGUGAGUGGUAUCGAUUCCACACUCUGA